AUGGGGGACAACGUCACCGGGUGGGAGGUGGGCGAUCACGCCGGGGUCAAGUUCGUGCUGCUGUCGUGCUGGAAGUGCGAGUACUGCUACGAUGGCCACGAGCAAUUGUGCAAUCGCCCCGUGUACCUGGGGUACACCCACGACGGCUCCUUCCAGCAGUACGCCACCGUCGACGCCAUGGGCGCGCCUAAGAUCCCCCAGGACGUGGACUUACUGCGCGUAGGGCCCAUUUUGUGCGGUGGCAUCACUGUGUACCGCGCGCUCAAGACGACAACGGCGCUGGCGGGGGAUUGGGUGGUGAUCUCGGGGUGUUCGGGGGGGUUGGGGUCGUUGGCAGUGCAGUACGCCAAGGCGAUGGGGUUGCGGGUGGUGGGGAUUGAUGGCGGCGCCAAUAAGAAGGCGGCGGCGUUGGAUGGCGGCGUCGAGGAGUUUAUUGACUUUACUGAGUGCGAUGACGUCAUCGGCCGCGUCCACCAGAUCACCGGCGGUGGGGCUAAGGGCGCCGUCAACGUGUCGACGCUGCCGCAAGCGAUCCAGCAAUCAGUCCAGCUCGUCAAGAAGCGCGGGGUGGUGGUGCUUGUGGGGUUGCCGCCCGACACCACCAUCACCGCCAACGUGUUGCAGACGGUGCUGAAGGCGGUGCGCAUCGAAGGGUCGUUUGUCGGAAACCGUGCCGACACUGACGAAGCCAUUGACUUUUUCCGGCGCGGGCUCAUCAAUCAGCCGUUGACGAUAGCGGGGCUCUCCCAGCUUCCCGAGAUCUUCGACAAGAUGACCCGCGGCGAAAUCGUCGGCCGCUACGUCGUCGACACCUAUAAGUAA
Messenger RNA from Diutina rugosa, 822 nucleotides. RefSeq names its product zinc-dependent alcohol dehydrogenase. Bases 1 to 822 code for a protein of 273 amino acids. NCBI's taxonomy places the organism in Eukaryota, Fungi, Ascomycota, Pichiomycetes, Serinales, Debaryomycetaceae. The record is from RefSeq and is a predicted model, not a curated record. The transcript has a single exon.